GGAAGCGUUGCAAUCGGAAGUCGUCUCGCUGGAAUCGAAGAACGCGCGUUUGCAAGCCGAGGUGCAGCAUUCACGUAAUCAUCUUAUCUGUCUGGAAAGGGAAUAUGCCGAGUUGUCCGGUCGUCUCGGAUGCACUUCCGCCGAUACGGAUCGCAUCGCCCAAUUAGACCGCCCAGGUGUGAUUAAUGCAUCCGUAUCAGACGACACGAAUUCCGGAUCAAUUGCCAUAUUGAAAUUACGCGACGCUGAGGAAGCUCACUCUGCUGAGCGGAUUCACGAAGAAGCCUAUCACACGCUUUCUCACAGCAGUCUACAUUCACGGUAUGUUGUCUCGAAUUUUUCUCUCGCUCUGUGUCGAACACUAUUGCAUUGCGUAACAUGUUCGUCUGAACUCUCAUCUUGUGAUGUAAAAAACAAUAUUUGCAUGCAUUUUUCCAAAAGUAAUGUACUAAUAAAAUUUUACUUUAUAGUGAAGAGAGUAGAUACCAUGAAAUGA
Messenger RNA from Echinostoma caproni, 496 nucleotides. NCBI's taxonomy places the organism in Eukaryota, Metazoa, Platyhelminthes, Trematoda, Plagiorchiida, Echinostomatidae. The record is from the annotation of a GenBank genome assembly.